UUUUUAAAUCUAACUUUCUUUUAUUAUGAUAUAAUUAUUUUUAAUUUGUAAAUUAUAUUUUUAUUUAAAUAUAUGCAAAUUUUAAAUAUGUUUGAUAUGCUUAUGCGUAUUAUCUUAAGACUGAAACUCAACAAUGGAAAAAAUGUUUUUAAAAUUUAGAAUUUCAAUUUAAAAAAAAAUCAAUAAAAAAUAAUUUUAUCAUUUGCAUAUUUGUCAUAAGUUUUUUUUUAUGAAACUCAAAUAAAUUAAUUAUUUAGUUGUUAAAUAAAUUUAAUCAAUUUUCAAUGAAGACGCUUAAAAAACAGAGUAAAAAUAUGUGAAGAAAGAGUAAAGUUCAGGUCUAACUAACAAUUUGCAGAAAAUCAGUUAAAUAUACUGUUUUCAUCAACAUUAUUAAAGUCACACAGUUGCACAGCACAUGCAUGCGAGCUAAUUAGCUUGAGAAGGAGGUGCUUUUAAAUAAAAAUUUAAAAAUAUAAUUCCAACUGUUUUUUAAAUUAUAACAUUAAUGAUAAUAAUAAUAAAUAAAUAAAUAAAUAAUAAAUGAAUAUUAACAAUAAUAAUAGCAAAUAAUAAUAAUAAUGAUAAGAUAGCAAAAAAAUUGAUGAUAUAGCAUCAUCAGACUAAUUGAUUCUCGUGAGAUGACAAGAAAAAUCAUCACAUCAACAAUAACAUUAAUAACAACAAAUAUAAUAAUAAUAAUAAAUUAAUAAUAAUAAUAAGUUACCAUCUUCAACGUCAUCAAAAUGGUCCUAAAUAGAUACUUCAAGCCUAGAAAAUUACUCUUAAGCUUUCUAUUCAUAAUCGGGUUAUUAAUGCUCUUCGAACUCUGGAAGCUAAACUACUGGCCGCUAGAUGGCGCGUUAAGAACGACGGCCAUGACGUCACUGAAUAAUAAUAAUAAUAAUAUGAACAAUAUUAAUAAUAAUAAUUUUUAUGGAAUUAUGAAGAAGAAAUGGGAUGAAGAUGAUGGCAUGACAGCUGGUGAUAAUAAAUUCAUUGGUAGUGGUAGUACUAGUUACAAUAAUAAUAACAACAAUAAUAACAAUAAUUAUAAUAACAACAUCAACAAUAAUAAUAAUAAAGAAGUAGAUGAUAACAGAGUGGUGACAAGUUAUAUUCACCGUGAUGGUGGCAUUGUUAUUAAUAAUAAUAAUAAUACUAAUAACAAAAACAUUAAUAAGAAGAAUAACAAUAAUAGCGUUAAUAACAUUGAUAAUGUCAUCGAAAAUAAUAAUAACAAUAAUGAUAAUGAUAAUAAUAAUGAUGAUAUCAAUAAGAAGAAAAGAAUCAAGGAGGAUACUAAAGCAAUGAUCAGCAGCAACAACAUCAACAACAACACUAAUAGUAAUAAAAACAACAAUAAUAAUAAGAAUAAUAAUAAUAACAACGACGAUGACGACGACGUUGAGUUUGUUGGUAAAAAGGUGAAGAAGAAGAUGGGAAAGAAAUCUUUUUCUAAAAUCAA
This is a messenger RNA of Helobdella robusta, 1468 nucleotides long. RefSeq lists its product as hypothetical. The annotation marks the transcript as partial. The record is from RefSeq and is a predicted model, not a curated record. NCBI's taxonomy places the organism in Eukaryota, Metazoa, Annelida, Clitellata, Rhynchobdellida, Glossiphoniidae. The transcript has 2 exons.